AUGCCACAACUCGUAAACACGGCUUGCUUCGACGACGCGACAGUUCGAACGUUAUGGAAUAAAACAUUAUUAUUGAAAUCGCCUGGUGACAUUUGGAGCAAAUGUAGAAAUUCGGAUAAAGAUGAAAAAUGGAAUCGCAUUCAAUCUCCGCAAUUCGUCGAGUUUUCGAAUUUACCUAGUGUGGAAGAUGCAUAUUUUAAUAAAUUAAUCGUAGUCGUAAGCACGCCGAAACCAAACUUGGGAAACGAUACACUUUCGAACACGAUUACGGAUGACGAUGCGUCGUCAGCCAAAUCUUUGAAUAUUUUCCGUUUGUCUGGUAUACCACAUGAAGUGUCUGAUUCAACUAAUAAAACGUACAAGAUAUUUAACAACGAAAACGCGGAAAUUAAAGAAGAGUAUGUGGUUCAUAUUGCCAAUGUUAAAAGCGAGGAUAAAGUUAAAAAUGAGAAGUGUAACGAAGUGAAGAAAUCACAAAACACCGUGGUAUAUCCGUUCACGUUUGAUUUACGAGAGAAAUACAAGGGGGGAAAUAAACAGGGACGUAUAAACAAGGACUUUUUAGAAGAAGAAAAAAAAGUAAGAGUAUUCUGGACAAAAAUAGCCUCGAUAAAGCCUCGAACAACUUUUCGUGGUGAUAGUAAUAAUAAUAACAACGAUAAUAAUAAUAACACUCAAAAAGCAAAUCCUUGCCAACAAAUUAAAAAAAGUACUGAGCUUUGGAAGAAAUCACCAUUUGUACCAUGUUUGUCAAGGAAAAAUUUGGUGGUACCAAAAACAUUGCGAACAACGACUCGAGCGCAAGAAAGAAAGCGCUUUGACGCUGAUAUGAAAGAAAAAGAGCAACUGAGACAAAUGGAAAUUGCUGGUAAGAAAAAGCAAGAGGGGGAAGAAAUUGCACAAUUAAGAAAACAAACUGUUCAUAAAGCUCAACCAGUUCGUAAAUAUAAAACAGAUUUACCGAAAAUUCAAAAACGACCACACACAGAUCCCAAGACUCCGCAAACGUUAAAGCGAGGUCGUUGCUAA
Habropoda laboriosa is the source of this 1029-nucleotide messenger RNA. RefSeq names its product targeting protein for Xklp2-like. Bases 1 to 1029 code for a protein of 342 amino acids. Lineage: Eukaryota; Metazoa; Arthropoda; Insecta; Hymenoptera; Apidae. The transcript is spliced from 9 exons. The record is from RefSeq and is a predicted model, not a curated record.